Messenger RNA from Scheffersomyces amazonensis, 4296 nucleotides. RefSeq names its product translocase. Gene Ontology annotation, biological process: double-strand break repair via homologous recombination. NCBI's taxonomy places the organism in Eukaryota, Fungi, Ascomycota, Pichiomycetes, Serinales, Debaryomycetaceae. Gene Ontology annotation, molecular function: ATP binding; ATP-dependent chromatin remodeler activity. The transcript has a single exon. The coding region runs from base 59 to 3871 and encodes 1270 amino acids. Gene Ontology annotation, cellular component: nucleus; cytoplasm. The record is from RefSeq and is a predicted model, not a curated record.
CAAUAGCAAUAGCAAUAGCAAUAGUAAUGGUAAUGGUAAUGGUAAUGAUAUCAAUAGUAUGAAUAUCAAUACUAAUACCAAUACUAAUACUAAUACUAAUGCCUAUAGUGAUAGACCUCAGUUUGAAUCUAAUGAUAAUAGCGUAAUCAACUCAGAAACAAGCUCAAUAAGAGAGAGUCCUCCUAUUACUAACUCUUCAUCUAGUAUAAGUAUAAACGUAAUAGAACCUCCGGUCACUUCAAGAUCAAUAGAGAAUGGUUCAAACCCCGGUAGAAGACAACGACAUCGAUUAGAAUCACUAACUUCUGCUCCAAGACAUAAUCAUAUCACUAGUGGAUUUAAUCCAAGAGUAUCACCAGUACCCUCUGGUCAAUCAUCUACUACCACUUCUACACCUUUAUCUAAUUUCCCCGGCCAUUUCCCAACCGAAUCUUCUGAUAUAUCCCAAUUUCCUGGUUACUUCCCCUCAGAUAAGUCUCCAUCAAUAGUACAAGUUCCAAGUACUCAACUACAAGCUCAACCACAAAGAAGCAAACCUGAAAUGCAAAUGCAAAUACAAAAUCAAAAUCAAAAUCAAAUACAAAAUCAGAAUCAAUAUCAAAAUCAAAAUCAAGCAUUAGUUCGAACUAAUAAUCAAAAUCAAAGUCUUAUUAGGAAUAAUAACAAUCAUAAUCAUAAUCAAAAUCGAUCUAAUAUGCCUAUUAUGAUGUCAUUUAAUGGAAAUAAUUCUAAUAAUACUAGUAAUGAUGAUAUAGAAAUUAUCUCUCUAAGUUCGAGUGAUGAUGAAUCCAGUAGUAGAAAUGAAUUAAUGAAUCCUACUAAAAUGUACACUCUUUCUGAUUUACUUGAUGCUCGAGUUCAACCUCCUCCUCAACCUGAAGAAGAUGAAGUUAUUGAUUCAGAUGAUGAUCUUAUGAUUAUAGAUGAAGAAGAAGCCAAGAAAGUAUCACAUUUCAAACCGUCUGAGUUUAAAAGACAUAAUGAUGUGUUUAAUUAUAACAGUUUAGUUCCAGCUUUUGAACCACCACCUGAUUCAAUUCAUCCAAAUGGUAAUAUACUGACAGAAAAUUCAUUAUUUAAUAGACCAGCACCUGUUCCUCAUGUUUCAGAUCCCGGAUUUCAAGUAAGUAGUCAUGAAUUAAAAGAAUUAGAUAGUCGAAUUCAUAAUUUAUCUAAAGAACAAGAAAUGAUAAGAAGAUCAGUAGUUCAACUUGCUAAAGAACAAAAGGAAUGGUCAGAAAAGAUUCAAAAAGCUAAUAUAAAGAUAACUGAUUUAAAUAAUAUAUUAAGUACUGAUGCAGCUAAUGGAUUAAAUCAAGAUAUUAGAAAUCUUUUAACUGCCAAGGAAUCAGAAGUUCAUAGAUAUAAAGCUAAUCAUUCUCAUAUAAGUAAUAUGUUAAAACAUACUAUGGAUAAAUUUCGAUCAAUUCUUAAUCAAAUUCAAACUUUUCAAGCCAGACAAAGUGAAAUUAGACAUCGAAUUAAUCCAAUGAAUCAUGCUAAUACUUUAUUAGGUAAUAAUCUUCCUCCAACUAAUUUACAAGUAAAUGGUAGACCAUCAUAUAUUGAAGAUUCUUUACAAGAUGAAGAUAUUCAAGAUUCUUUACCCCUUGUAGGAUAUCUGGCAAAUAUUUAUACUGAUAAUAAAGAUUUACAAACAUUAAUUGAUAAUAUAAGACCUGAUGAAGAUUUAGUUGAAGGAUUAGAACCAACUCCUAAAGAACUUUCAAUUAAUUUAAUGAAACAUCAAAGAAUGGGAUUAACUUGGUUAAAAAGAAUGGAAAUUUCCAAUUCUAAAGGUGGGAUACUUGCUGAUGAUAUGGGACUUGGAAAAACCAUUCAAACCAUAGCAUUAAUUAUAGUUAAUAAAGUUGAAAAUCAAUCUCCAACCCUUGUUAUAGCUCCAGUAUCACUUUUAAGACAAUGGGAUGCAGAAAUAAAAUCAAAACUUAAAAGUGAUAUAUUAAUAAGAGUAGCUAUAUUUCAUGGUAAUGAUAAAAAAUCUCUUUCAUCAUUUUCAAAACUUGAAAGAUAUGAUGUAAUAUUAACUUCUUAUGGUACAUUAUCAUCCGAAUGGAAAAAACAUUUUAAAGAAUCAUUAGAACAAACUACUGAUAAAAAACAAUCAGCAGUUUAUAUGCCACCAAGUUCAUCAGGAGGUAAAAGUUAUAUAUCACCAUUUUUUUCAAAAGAUGCAUUAUUUCAUAGAAUUGUUUUAGAUGAAGCUCAACAAAUUAAGAAUAAAUCAUCUUUAGCAUCAAAAGCUGUAACUUAUUUAAAGGCAGAAUCUCGAUUUUGUUUAAGUGGUACUCCAAUUCAAAAUAAUGUUGAAGAAUUAUAUCCUUUCUUAAGAUUUCUUAAGAUUAGACCUUAUAAUGUUGAAUAUAAAUUUAGAACUGAUAUUGUUUUACCACUUAAAGGAGGAGAUUAUGAUGAAUUUGAUAAAGAUAAUAGUAUGAAGAAAUUACGAGCACUUUUAAAAGCAAUAUUAUUAAGAAGAACAAAAGAUUCAUUAAUUGAUGGUAAACCAAUAUUAUCAUUACCUAAAAAACAUGUAAUAUCUGAUUUUGUUGAAAUGGAUAAAGAGGAAAAAUCAUUUUAUGAAUCUUUAGAACUGGGGAUUCAAAGUAAAGCUCAAACUUUAAUGAGUCAAAAGAAAGUUGGACUUUAUUCAAGUAUUUUAACUUUACUUUUAAGAUUACGUCAAGCAUGUUGUCAUCAAUAUUUAGUUGAAAUUGGAGAAAUGAAAUCUAAGAGUGAAGAUAAUUCCGGUUCAAAGAAGAAAAAUUGGCCAGAAAUGUUAAAACAAUUAUCCAUGUUAGAACCUCAAGCAAUUGAAAGAAUUAAGAAAGUUAAUUAUAAUUCUAAAUCAAAAUCGUCUAAUGAAAUUAAUACUGGUAUUAAAUCGGAUAUUAAACCUGAUAUUAUUAAAUCGGAUAUUAAACCUGAUUUACUUGCCCAAAUAAGUACAGAAUAUUCAGUAGCAGAAGAAGAUGCUUUAACUUGUCCUAUUUGUUUUACAGAUAUUUCUUCAGAAGAUCCUAUAUCAAUAUUAGGAAGUUGUGGACAUGUUCUUUGUCAAGGAUGUGUUGAUUCACUUUUUGAAUAUAAUACAACUGAUGAAGAUAAUCGAGGAAUUCGUCAAACUAGUUGUAAAGAAUGUGGCAAACCUUGUAAAGAAACUCAAGUUAUUGAUUAUGUUCUUUUUAAGAAAAGACAUAUUGAUAUGUAUGAUAUUGGUAGAAUGAAUCAAUUUUGUAGUGUUUAUUAUAGUAAUAAUGAUUCAAAUCAUCUGAUGAUAAAUAAAUUGGUUCAAAGAGAUGGAGGAUUAACUCCUUCAAUAAAAAUUGAAAAAUGUAUGGAACUUUUAAAAUCAAUUUUUAAAGAUUAUGGUAAUGAAAAAGUUAUUAUAUUUUCACAAUUUACUACUUUAUUUGAUAUUAUGGAAAAAGUUUUAAAACGUGAACAUAUUGAAUUUUUAAGAUAUGAUGGUACCAUGUCAGUAGAUUCAAAGAAUAGUACUAUUAAGAAAUUUUAUCAAUCAAAUAUUAAAGUUUUAUUAAUUUCUUUACGAGCAGGAUCAGUUGGUCUUACAUUAACAUGUGCAUCUCAUGUAAUUAUAAUGGAUCCAUUUUGGAAUCCAUUUGUUGAAGAACAAGCUAUGGAUAGAGCUCAUAGAAUUGGACAAGAAAGAGAAGUAUUUGUUCAUCGAAUAUUAAUAACUCUGACAGUUGAAAGUCGUAUAAUGGAAUUACAAGAAAAGAAGAAGAUGUUGAUAUCUGCCGCUCUUGAUGAGAAAGGUAUGAAAUCAGUUUCACGUCUUGGUACAAGAGAAUUAGGAUUUUUAUUUGGAUUAAAUUCCUUACAAUAGUAGGAGUAGUGUGUGUGUGUGUGUGUGUGUUUUAUUUAUUUCAUAAAUUUGUAUUAUCAAUACUAGAUUAAUAUCUAAAUUUUUUAACUUUAAUUAGGUUUCUUUCCCAAUCUUCUUCUGUUAUUAAGGGAUUAUCGAUAUAACAUAAAUUCCAUCGUAUAACAGAUUCGAAAUCAGCAUUAAAUUUAGCUAAUGAUUUACAUAAAUAAAUUAUUUGUAAGAUAAGUCCAUCCUUUUGACCUUGCAAAUCUAUAUCUGAAUCAAAUUCAUCAUCUUGUUUAGUUUGAAUUAUUUCUGGUAAAUAUUCAAUUAAACUUGAAGAUAAUUGAUUAGCUAGACUUCGUAUAAAUUGAUUAAUUAAAAGAUCAUCUUCUGAAGUAGUGGUACUAGUAGUAGUACUAGUAGUAGUACUAGUAGUAGUACUA